Messenger RNA from Arabidopsis arenosa, 1277 nucleotides. The record is from the annotation of a GenBank genome assembly. Lineage: Eukaryota; Viridiplantae; Streptophyta; Magnoliopsida; Brassicales; Brassicaceae.
AUAUUGCUCGAAUAUUACCUGAGAAGAUGGUUAAACCCUGUUGGAGAAUAGGUGCCGGUAUGGAGAGAAGUAAGAUCAAUCCCACAAAGGUUGAUGGCUUGACAUGGUAUAAAGAUCUUGGCCUUCACACCUUUGGAGAGUUUUCGAUGGCUAUGAUCCAAGCCAACAGUGUGAUGGAGGACCAGUGCCAGAUCGAAUCAGGGCCACUUACAUUCAACAAUCCGUCAGUUCAAGGCACGUUUGUUGGAGUUUACGAUGGCCAUGGAGGUCCAGAGGCUUCCAGAUUCAUUGCAGACAACAUCUUCCCCAAGUUAAAGAAGUUUGCGUCUGAGGGUAGGGAGAUUUCAGAGCAAGUGAUCAGCAAAGCAUUUGCAGAGACAGACAAAGAUUUUCUCAACGCAGUGAAGAAGCAAUGGCCCACGAACCCACAGAUGGCAUCAGUUGGGUCCUGUUGCUUGGCAGGAGUGAUAUGCAACGGAUUGGUGUAUAUUGCAAACGCGGGAGAUUCCAGAGCUGUGUUGGGCAGAUCUGAGAGAGGUGGAGUGAGAGCUGUUCAGUUAUCUGUAGAGCACAAUGCCAAUCUAGAGUCUGCGAGGCAAGAGCUAUGGUCAAUGCAUCCUAAUGACCCCAAUAUUCUUGUGAUGAAGCACCGCAUGUGGCGAGUGAAAGGCGUCAUCCAGGUCACAAGAUCCAUAGGUGAUGCAUACCUCAAAAGAGCAGAGUUUAACAGAGAACCUUUGCUGCCCAAAUUCAGACUACCAGAACAUUUCACUAAGCCAAUCCUUAGUGCUGAUCCAUCAGUCACCAUUACCCGGCUUAGCCCACAAGACGAGUUUAUGAUCCUUGCUUCAGAUGGGCUUUGGGAGCAUCUUAGCAACCAGGAAGCUGUUGACAUUGUACAUAAUUCCCCGCGCCAAGGAAUAGCAAGGAGACUACUUAAAGCUGCAUUGAAGGAAGCAGCAAAGAAAAGAGAGAUGAGAUACUCAGACCUACAAGAGAUCCAUCCUGGUGUAAGAAGGCAUUUCCACGACGAUAUAACCGUUAUUGUGGUCUAUCUCAACCCCCAACCGGUCAAAACCAAUUCUUGGGCUUCACCUCUGUCAAUUAGAGGGGGAUACCCAAUGCAUUCAACAUCAUGAACAGAUCUUACAGCAAAAACUCUUCCUGUGACAAGGGCGAUAAAUUGGAGCCAGGGUCAAGAAAGAACUAGUAGUAUAGCUAGAACAAUAUAAAUUAUGAGAUCUUUGAUAUGUUCACAAGAAAACAUGAAUUCUCAU